AUGAAUCAAAUUGUAAACCAAAUAAAGUCUAAAUUUAAUUUAAAUAAUCAAACAGAAGAAGAAACUCUUAUUCAAUCAAAUGAAAAGAGUAAAGGAGAAAAAGUAAAUGAUAAACAAAACGACUUUGGUUUCAAUUGCAAAUGUGAGGGUGAUUGGUGUGAAUGUGAUACUAAUCAAUUUUUCAAAGAAAGUAAAGCUAUUGGAUGUUAUAAGAAAUUAAAUGAGUUGUCUAAGGAUGAGAAAGAACGAUUUAAACUAUACGGGAUAUGUUCUGAUUGUAAACAAAUGAAUACCGAAGAAUCGGAAACGGCCAAAGAAUUUCUUAACGCGGAUGAAAUCGAUCCACAAGAAUCAACUGAAACGGCAUACCAUCCUCAAGCAAUUUAUACCAGUCGCUUUUUAAGCUUUGCUAAUCUCCCUAAACCAAUUAAUUCCACAGGAGUUCAAAUUGAAGACUCGGAAGUUCCUGACUCGCAAAUAAUGGAUGUGCUUAUUUCUAUUUAA
This is a messenger RNA of Funneliformis caledonium, 504 nucleotides long. The record is from the annotation of a GenBank genome assembly. Lineage: Eukaryota; Fungi; Glomeromycota; Glomeromycetes; Glomerales; Glomeraceae.